Molecule: messenger RNA, 15558 nt
Organism: Gorilla gorilla gorilla (western lowland gorilla)
Lineage: Eukaryota; Metazoa; Chordata; Mammalia; Primates; Hominidae
Gene: AGAP1
Product: ArfGAP with GTPase domain, ankyrin repeat and PH domain 1
Exons: 13
Coding region: 582-2759 (725 amino acids)
Biological process (GO): activation of GTPase activity
Molecular function (GO): GTPase activity; GTP binding; protein binding
Source: RefSeq, a predicted model, not a curated record
CGCGCUCCCGGGACUCGGCCAGCCCGGCUGGGCGCGCGGCCCGCGGUCCCUGCACGUCGGCCCCCGUCGCCCGCCCCGCCCCGGCGCGCGUUUCCAUUUUAAACCGCCGCCCGACGCCCGCCACCCGCCACCCUUCGGUCGCAGCCGGUGCAGCUGUCCGCGCGUCCCGGAGCCCAGGGAGUGGCGGAGGCUGCGGAACCGCCAAGCUGUGCAGCCGGAGCGGGAGGAUGCGCACGGGCCCCGCGUCGUAGACAAUGAAGUCGCGGGCGCCGCCGCCCGCCCUGGGCCCUGCGCCCCGCGGCCGCACCUGCCGGCGAGAGCGCUCUAGCGCCUGACCGGCCGCCUCGCCUGGCCCCGCCGGCCCAUGGCUCGGCGCCCCGGGCCCGGACCCCGGCACUCGGGCAGCGCGGCGCACGGGCCGGCGGGUGCCAGGGGCGCCGUCCUCGCAGCCUGAGUGCGGCCCUCGCGGUCAGCGGGGGGCGUGGGCCACACUCCCUGCCCGCCUGCCCUCCCCGCUUGGCCCGGCGCCCUCCCGGCCCGCGGGCUCGCUGGAUGCAGCGGGGCCCCAGCGCGCGGGCGACAUGUACUUGUUGGACGGCAGUGGCGAGCCCGCGUCGCCACCCGCGGACGCGAUGCCGCGCGGGACGCCCCCGAGAAAGACUGUCUACCGCAUCUCCGUGACCAUGGUCAGGAAGGAGCAGCUGGCCGCGCCGGGCUCCGGCGGCCCGGACCCACGCCCGGCUCGGCGGCCCCGGCCCGCGCGCUCCCCGGACGCGCCCGGGAGGCUUGAGGAGGAGGCCGAGGAGGCAGAGGGUGCCGAGGAGGCGGAGGGUCCCCGGCCGCGCGCCUGGGAUUUCCGCACCUUCCGCACCCGCAGCACCGGGCAGCUGGAACUGGGGCGGCUCCGGCCGUGCGCACGCGGCCUGGAGCCCGCGGACCUGGCCGGCAGCGCCCCGGCCGAGGAGGAGGGACGCGGCUCGCCCGCGCCCGGCAGCCCCGACGUGGAGGGGGCCCGGGCCGCGCCCCUGCGGCGGAGCCUGAGCUUCAGGCACUGGAGCGGGCCUGAGGCGCCGCAAGGCCGGACACUGGGCGGUGGAAGGCGCCACAGCAGCUCCGGGAGCCUGGCCUGGGCGCCGUGCGACGAGGCCGCAGCCGGGGCCACCCCGGAGCUCGCGACCGCCACGCAGCCCGCCUCGGAGAAGCGCAACACCCUGGACGUGGGCGAGGUGCUCAGCAAGAACGACGCGCUCUCGGACCUGGAGCGCUGGGAGCGCAGUAAGAGCAAGAACCGCACGCUGGACAACAGCGACCUGCAGCGGCUGGAGCGCGCGCGGGCGGCGGCCGGGGCCGGCGCGGCCUCGGAGCACCGGCUGCUGCGCUUCUUCAGCGGCAUCUUCGCGCGCAGGGACGGGGGCCCGGGCGGCGGGCCCUCGCCACGGAGCGGAGCCUCGCGGCCGCGCGGCUACUUCAGCCUGCGGCGGGCCCCGGCCGAGGUGCACUCGUCCAGCGCCGAGAGCAUCGACGGCUCCCCGCGCAGAGAUGCCUUUGUGAACAGCCAGGAAUGGACGCUGAGUCGAUCUGUCCCGGAGCUCAAAGUGGGAAUUGUGGGUAACUUGGCCAGCGGCAAGUCUGCCCUGGUGCACCGGUACCUGACGGGCACAUAUGUCCAGGAGGAGUCUCCGGAAGAUAUGGAUGCAGGUGGCAGGUUCAAGAAAGAGAUUGUCGUUGAUGGACAGAGCUAUCUGCUGCUGAUCAGAGAUGAAGGGGGCCCCCCGGAGGCGCAGUUUGCCAUGUGGGUGGACGCUGUUAUAUUUGUCUUCAGCUUGGAGGAUGAAAUAAGUUUCCAGACCGUUUACCACUACUACAGUCGAAUGGCCAACUAUCGGAACACGAGCGAGAUUCCUCUGGUUCUGGUGGGAACCCAGGAUGCCAUAAGUUCUACUAACCCGAGGGUCAUCGAUGACGCCAGGGCGAGGAAGCUCUCCAACGACCUGAAACGGUGCACGUACUACGAGACGUGUGCUACAUACGGGCUGAACGUGGAGAGGGUCUUCCAGGACGUUGCCCAGAAGAUUGUUGCCACAAGGAAGAAGCAGCAGCUGUCCAUAGGACCCUGCAAGUCGCUACCUAAUUCUCCCAGCCAUUCCUCCGUCUGUUCCGCACAAGUGUCUGCCGUGCACAUCAGCCAGACAAGUAAUGGAGGUGGGAGUUUAAGCGACUAUUCCUCCUCCGUUCCAUCGACUCCCAGCACCAGCCAGAAGGAACUUCGGAUCGAUGUUCCUCCCACUGCCAACACGCCCACGCCCGUUCGCAAGCAGUCUAAGCGCCGGUCCAACCUGUUCACCUCUCGGAAAGGGAGCGACCCAGACAAAGAGAAGAAAGGCCUGGAGAGUCGUGCGGACAGCAUUGGGAGCGGCCGAGCCAUCCCAAUUAAACAGGGCAUGCUGUUGAAGCGAAGUGGCAAAUCGUUGAAUAAAGAGUGGAAAAAGAAAUAUGUCACCCUAUGUGACAAUGGCGUGCUGACCUAUCAUCCCAGUUUACAUGAUUACAUGCAGAAUGUUCAUGGUAAGGAGAUUGACCUUCUGAGAACCACUGUGAAAGUCCCAGGGAAGAGGCCACCCCGAGCCACGUCAGCCUGCGCACCCAUCUCCAGCCCUAAAACCAAUGGCCUAUCCAAGGACAUGAGCAGUUUACACAUCUCACCCAAUUCAGUUUUUCUUGGCUACUGCUACCUGCUAAUUUUUCCUCAAAUGAACUAAAGAGUAACUUGAAACCUUCUCCUCCUUGAUAAAAAUAAUCCCCUCAUUGGUGCAAAUGACAUCAGGACCUCCUGAGGCUGUGAUACGGGCACGUAAAUAAAAUAAUAAAAAUAAUUCUAUCAUGGCUUUUAACUGGCAUUGCUUUUAAGCUAUGAAUUUUGGAGGAAGUGGCGUCUUUACUGUGUUGAGUUCCUUAUCAUGGAACACUGUUCUUUCCCAGUUUAUUCAAAUUUGUAUUAUAGCCUCCAGCAAAGUUCAGCAUUUUUUUUUUCAUUUAGCUGCUGGACACGUCUUGUUAAUCUAUUCUGUUUAUAAUUUUUGGUGCAUUGUGAAGCUAAUCUUUUUUAGAGAGGUGGGGUCUAUUAUGUCAUCUGAUUGGUCAGAAAUGAAACUCCUAAUUUUUGUAUUUUCUAUUAUUCAGCCAUCUUGCUGAACUCUUGUUAGUUGGAAUAGCCACUGGAUGUUUCUGUUGAUUCUCUAGCACACAGUCAUAAUGCAUUCCAUAUUUCAAAUACUAUAAUGCCUAACUGUAUGCCACCAGUUUACUGAUACAGAGACUGGAUUGUGUUGCCUCCUGUGCCAUUCAUCUCCAUUGUUAUUGAGUCUGCUGUAUGCCCACCCUUGAUUAAUGCUCUGGAUAUUGGGUGGGGGGAGGACAAGACGUCUCUCCAGGAGCCUUACACUCAAGUGGGGGUGGAGGAGUCCAAAGAUAAACACACAAGUAAGAUCAUUGUAAGGAGUGAUAAGUGCUGAAGGGCCACAUGGGUCAAUUGAAUAGAAAAUACCUGGAGGGGCUCGGGGGUGGGGUAUUCCUAGCAUUUGGGAAGUGAUUUGCCUGUAUUGAAAUAAUGACUACAUUUCACACUUUAAAAUGCUGGAAAUGUGGUCAUCUUCAUGUCAGUUUUUGCCAUGGGCUUGGGAGAGAGGAAGAAACACGCACUGUCAGAGCAACUGCCUUGUGCACUGCUGAUGACUGGGCUCAGGCCACCCUCGGGCUCAUGCAUUGAGGAGAGCAGAGGAGCUGCAAUGGUGAUGGGGUGGCUCUGGGUUCCUUGUGGCGGUCGUGGAGUUCAGGAGUGGGCUGGGGCACAGCAGCAGGCUGUGCGACGAAAGCAAGGAGAGCUGGCCAGUGUUGUCCCUGCCACCAACACCCCCAAGAGAGCAUGCAUCGGAACAGGCAGCAUGCCUAGGGAGAGCAGAACCUUUUGAUGUGGAUGCUGGUGCUCAAAAAAGGGAAACAGAGAUGAUUGUGAAACUCAAACAUUCUCAGUCUCAGAAGAAGAGAAAGAAAUGGAGAGGCAAGGCAGCCCUGACCGUAGGUGGUAUGAAGUGCACCAGCCAUUUCACAGCCCCCCACACGGUAGGUCUAAAUGAAACCCGCCAGUCAGCAUGGGCCAUACACCUGCUCAGAGCCCACAACCAGCCUUCUGGUUGGCCAAGGCUGCAGAGAAAACCCCUUCAUCUGCCUCAUCAACCCACAUGCUCUUAUUCAUAGAUAAUGGACAACGAAGAUGUUUGUGGGAACCAACAGUAAAAUGUGAAGGAUAACUGAUCUUAGGAAGAAGAGUGACAUUUUAGUGAAAGGGAAUUUAAAAGGAAAUUAUAACUCCUAUCAACAGAAGAAUUUAAUAGGUUAGUUAUUAAUGAUACUCAUAAAAUGAGGCAAACAGAGAGCACGUGUUUGGCCUGGCACAGUGGCUCAUGCCUGUAAUCCCAGCACUUUGAGAGGCUGAGGCAGGCAGAUCACCUGAGCCCAAGAGUUCAAGACCAAUCUAGGCAACAUGGUGAAACCCUGUCUUUACAAAAAAUGCAGAAAUUUAGCUGGGCAUAGUGGCGAGUGCCUGUGGUCCCAGGGGAGGCUGAGGUGGGAGAAUAGCUUGAGCCCAAGAGGUCAAGGCUGCAGUGAGCCAUGAUCAUGCCACUGUACUCCAGCCUGGGCAACAGAGUGAGGCCUGUGUCAAAAAAAUAAAGAGUAUGUGAAAAUACUAUAGGAGAAAAAGUUUUAUAAAUAAAGAUUGUGAAAAUAAAAAAUUCAUUAGAUAAAUACUGUAAAGAACAUGGCUAAAGACAUGUUGGUAGUCAAAGAUAUAACAGAAGAAUAUAUGCUAGAAGCAAGUAAGGAUAUCUGAAGAGUCAAGUAUCAAGUUGGGUGGGAGAGGAGGCUCUGCAAAAAUACAAAUAAAAUCUUAAAACACACCAAAAAUAGGAGAACAACAAGGUUACCUACAAAAGAAGAGAAAUCUGACUGUAGACUUCUCAAGAGCAACAUGCAUUCUUAAAUAUAAUGGAAAUAUUCCCUCCUAAGGACAAAUAAUUCUGAACCUAGAAGCCUAUGCAAAGACGACUACUGAUCAAAUGAAGAUAGAAAAAAAAGACAUCUUUAGACAACAUGCAGGGUUAUACAACAUCUCUGUCUUAAAGGGUUUUGAAAAAAUUACUUCAGGGUCUACUCCAGAAAAAAAAGAAGAAUCCAAAAGAUAUUCAGGCCUGGUUAAACCUUCCCUUCCUCAUUCAAGGUCACAGGCUUCUCAAGAUGUGCAUGGCCAUUAUCCACUUCCAUUCUUUUGGCCUGGAACUUACAUAGUCUUAAGUUGCCAUUCUAAUGAGGAUCCACCAGAAGCCACAUUUUGGAGAAUCUUCCCAACUUGAAUUUCAGGUAUAGGUCCAGAGAAGGAGGUAAAACGUCAAGGUAUUUUCUGACAUGAAUGUUUGGCCAGCCUAGUUUGGUGAAGCUGUAUCCACAUGUAACAAUGCGGAGUUGUAUUAGCUUCCACAGUUAUUUUCACAUUUAAGUAGAGAGCAGGAAAACAUAAUGUCCAAGAGCAAGGGUUUCGGAGUCCAAAUCACUGAAUAGAAUCCCAUUUCUCCUGUCUCAGACCCUUCUGAAGUUGUCCCACUAAACCCCAGCUUCCUUGCUUUUAAAAUGGGGAAAUGAUGUCCACCUCUGUUCUAUGGAGAAGAACACACAGCAUUCCUUUGAAAAGCUUGGCUGAUGCUGACUUCACAGAAUUACAUCAUUAAUUCAUCAUCAUGGUUAUGCCAAAAGCAAGGAAGAGGGGAAAGAAAUUAUGUUCUUGAAUUAAUUUUUCAAAUACAAUAAAGCGUUGACAUAGCCUUUGAGUGGACGUAAUGGACAUAGGGCUUAGACUUCACAAACCCAUGCUCCCCAACAGACAGCAUCCCACUAUCAUGGCAGCAAGGGGGCAGACAGAAGAAAUGCUCUUCCGGACUUUCAUGGAUCUCCAUGGAGCUGUCUGCUCCAGUUCUGUGUCCUGUGGUCACUUUAUUCUGUAACUCCUGGUUGUGACAUUUUUGUUCUAGGAUGACAGAUACCUUCUUGUCUCUAAAGUGUGUCUUUGUUGGGUUUUUGCAACUAUGGAUAUGUUUUUAUCCUAACCAGAUUGAUGCUUAGACCUUUGUCAAAGGAAACCUUUCCCCUUCUCCUCCACAUCCCCCUCUUCCCCACUUGAGGCCCCCAGCGGUUUCGAAAUAUUAAAGCCGUCAGGAGGGUUGAAGCUGAUUUUCCAGGGGAGGUGGGGGAGGCGGGGACAGCAAAUGUGUUUUGAGUAUUGAACUGCCGUUGACAUCUAAAGUCUCAACCAUGCUGUUUUCUCCACACUUCAGCAAUCAGGACAUCCAGCAAACCCAUAAAAAACCAAACUAAUAGCAUGAAUAUUCAGUGACCUAGAAUACUAAUUAUUGUCAUGAAUAUUAAUGUGAUCGGACUUGCUCUUUCCUCUCCUCUUUCUCUCUCGUCCUCUUUCUCCCUCUCUCCCUCUCUCUUUUUUUCCACUUAGCCGGCUCUAAAGAUGGGUCAUAAUGAGAGCAUUUAAGAGGGAGCGCUCUCCGCCGUGACAGGGACCGGGGUAAUAAGGAGAGCUUGAUUAACGUGGUGCACUUGGGGGAGAGAUGAGAGGCUUCACGUGGGCCUGUUCGGGGGAGGCAAUGAGGCACCGGCGGCUCUGUUGCUGCUCCCGGAGAUUAAUGAGGCCUAAGAGUGCAUUAGGAACAGUGACAAAGGUUUGAUCUAAUGGGCUCAGUCAUUUUUCCUUUGAGUGACAGACGCACAGAAGUAAUUGGCUGUGCAGAAUGGCAGCUCAUUGGCGGUACUUAAGGAUACAUUAUCCCCGUUGUGUGGCCCGCAGAGGCUGUUUAUCAAAACUGCUCACACUGCAGACGCGGAGUCGUGAAGCUGCUGUUUCAGUGGUAAUAGCUAUUAAAAAAAAAUAACGCGACAUCAAAACUAGACCCGUUGUUGUCUCAUGGAAAGAAAGUUUUUCUUUGUUUAGUUUCAGACGGUCUAGAAAACAUUAUAAUAACUCUGGAGUCUGGAGUCUGUUGUGGGCCCUGGAUGAGCAGUGUCAGUCCACACCCGUCCCCUACUGGCAUGCGGUGUGGCCAAGGCUUGGUGGAACACAGAUCCUUGCUUCCCACUCAUGUCGACCGAGGUCACUCGGGAGUUUCCCACACAUUGGAUCUUGGUUACAACCUCUGAUAUAUAAAUUGGAAGCUUCUGCUAAGUACCCUUCUAGCACCUUGGUAGACCAUUUGCAAAUGGAAGCCUUACUGGUUGAGAAUUAUUUUUCUGAAAUAAAACCUCAAUAUCAAUAGCAUGUGAUAUCUGCUUUCAUAAACCAGGUUUUGUUGGAAUUGGUUUUAAUGUCUAUUUGACAAUUUUUAGGGAAAAUGUUAAUGUUUUGUGAGGCUUCUCAGACAUCAGGAAGUUAGCUAAAUCUGACAUUAGAAGACACUAAAGUUCAUCUUAGUUCUUUUUAAGAAUUGCAGCAUCUUCAGCUUUUAUGAGCAAUGCGUUCUAUUAGUUGUUUCCGUGUUUAUACAUUGCUCCCACUGAGGUUUAGGCAAAUUCGUGUGGUAUUGUUUCCAUCAUUAAAUUGUAAACUCUUUGAGGCAUACACUGUUACUUCUCUUUCUUUGUUAUCCUCUCUUAGUUUCGUGACCUAGCAAUUAUUUUCUCAUUAAGUAUAUAUUCCUGCAUGUUACCCAUCAUGUGAAAUGUAAGUGAUGGAUGUUGAGGAGAUUAGUUGCUUUCCUGCAGAUAAUGUUCCCCUGUAGUAGCUCUCUGUGGUCCUGAGCAUUGGUGUGCAAUUCAGAAGUAAGUAUUGUACUUCCUAAAUGAAGGAUAGCUUCAAUUAUUUGAACUCUAAGUGGAGUGUUCUUUUCUGAAAGAACCAACUAAAGCAACUCGAUUCCUGAUGAUUUCAGCUGAGACAUAUCAGGGGAUGGCCAGGACCCUGAGUUGGAUGUGGUAACAGGUGUGCCUACAAGUAAAUAAAAGGUGCUUCAAACACUUUUUCUCUCUCAAAAAUGUGUGUGGGCAGUGAGGAAUAGUGUUUCAGCUGCUGAACUGAUGCUUCCGAGACCAGCGAAGUGGUCUGCAGGGUCAGCUGUGGGAAAGAGGAGGUGCCCGGAAGAGCCUCUGUGAAUUACCCGCGCCCCCUCCACCAGGGAGCCAGCUGCCAGCCCCGGGGGCCAGUGAGAACCGAGGCCUUGGGAAAGGGCUUCUGGUUCUUCCAGGCUAGAGUUGAGUCCGUGGCUUCCCUGCUUUCUGCAGUCCUUUCCCACACUGGCAGAGGAGAGUUUUUCGAAGUAAUCGUGACAUUUUUCCAUCUCAAAACCUUGUGGCCGAUUGUUUUGAGUUACCACUCAUAUAGUGAACGUUUGCGUUUCUGGAGUAUUUCUAGGGAGUGGUCAAACCCCGUAACAUCCCAACCAGCAACCCUGUAAAACCCGCCUCAUGUUAUCAGACUUGUGAGCCCGGGGUACUCCUUGGUGCUUCGUCUUCCCUGUGUCAUUGCUGGAUUCAGUUGUGAGAUCAUUUUGUAAGAACUGGAAGGCAGAGAAAGAAGUAGCAGUGAAUACUUCUCAGGAUAGAGCUGUGUGGCCACCUGCUCCUGGAAGGGGACUGUAAAAUUCAGAGAUGACCGGGGAACGCUCCCCUCAAAACAGUGUUGUCAAAUGAAAAUGAAUUUCAUGUUAAAAACACACACACACCUGUUGCAUUUAUCAUAUAAAGGAGAAAGAAUAUUGUAAAGAUGGAACCAUUAUUCAUGGCAAAGGAAGACACCAAACAAAGAAAAAUUCUUUUCUUCUCCGUCUUCAUAAUGCUUACAACCCCUCAUCCUCGCUGUUGCAUCAGCUUGUCCAUAUAACCCAUACCAGGAGAUGGAUUGUGGCCAAGACAAGCCGUACGAUGGCUCUCUCCAUAAACGCUGUCGGAAUCUGGAGCAGCACGUGUUCCUUCAGUGGAUAAAAAUGGCAAAAUGAGAAUGGCACACAUUGUUUUGCAAAGGUCGGAAUAAGACUCCACGUUUUAGGAAGUGACGACGAACCGUCUAAUUCUAGGAUGUUGAAUUCUGCUUGGCCACAUUGAUGUAUUUAGUAGUCGUUACAUUUGUCAUUGCAACUGGGUCUGGAUUCUGUAUAUUCUUUUUUCUGUUAUGUAGAACUGUGUGGCUGGAGAAAGCAACUUUGUCUUUAGCAUAAAUACUUACACUUAUUUCUAAAUAUAAUUACUUAAAUGAGAACUUAGCGUCUGACAUGGUAAAUAUUUUGUCUUGAAUUGUACCAACUGCCACAUGAUAUCCACUCCCAACAGGGAGCAGUAACCCAGGGAUGGGAGGGAAGGGAUGACUCUGGCGCUCCAGCUCACUGUCACCUGCUGUCAGGCCAUGUCUUUCAUCCGCUGCGUGCGCAUGGUGCCCCAAGCGCAGGGUUGUUGUUUUUUUUUUUCUCUCCUUUCUUUUGUAAACUGUACCUCUGACAACAUUGGCAUCGCUCUGAUCAUCAGACCUUUGGGAUGCUGGAAGAUGGGGGGUGCCGUGGAGUUCUCCACAGCACCAAGCACUUCACUAGUUGAUGGUGGGUGUUCAGUAAGUACUCACAGAGGGCAUGAAUGAGCUCAAGCAAAGUGAUGCCAACUACAGCACUAAAGCAAACAGGAGGCAGAUGGCAUGCACAGUUCAUACAUGAAGAGACACCAUUACAAGGGAAACAUAAGGAAAAUAUUCAGACAUUUUAGAUUUUAAAGACAAGAUUAGCAACAUCACCAUUUUAAGCUUUUGCUAAAAAACUGUAGAGAUAGGAAAACCCACUGUUGAUGAGAUUAAUAAGUGAUAUCUGCAGAGGUUUUACAGUUUACAGAGUGCUUUACAUAAUUUGAUCGUUAUAUUAACCACAUGGGGCAUACUGUUAUCAUUAUCACCAUUUCUUCAUUAUUAUUAUUAUCCACUUAGAAAUUAUGGACUAAAUUGCUUUAAAGAUGCCCAGGUUCCAUCUUCUUUUAGUUACUGGUCAUUAAGAAAAUUAAUUAGCAACAUAUAUCAUGAAUCAGAAAGAUGUAUUAUGCUGUUUGUUCCAGUAAUAACGCUGCUGAGAAUUUCUCCUAAGGAAAAUUCAAAAGUAGAAGAUGUCCUUUGCAGUGUUGUUUAUAGUAAGAAAUUGGAAACAACCAAAACUGUCCAGAAGUAGAAAAAUGGUGAUAUAAAUUAUCUACAUUAAAUCAAUAAUGUUACAUAUCUAAAAUUAUAAAGAUUACAUAGCAACAUGGGGAAAAUGGUUAGGAAAUCAUAUUAAAGAAGUAUAUAAAGUUAUAUCUUUUCUGUGGCCAUAACCAAGAACAAUGUAUGUAUAUGUUCAAUAAAAAAUUGAUCUGUAAGACAAGAUUUUGGUGGAUUUAGUUUACAUUAUUUGUAUAUCUGUACUUUUGCCAAGUAAAUUUUAACAGUACAACAAAAUAGGCCCCCAUUAUUUUUUCCUUGACAUCAUAAUUUAGAACAGGGAGAAAGCAGCAUACAAUGAGCUGUUUCUACGUUGUAGGAAAGAGCUGUGGAAUUCCAGGAUGUGGAAUCCUAAGCCUGGCCACGUUGCUGUAUUUAGUAGUAAUUACAUCUGUCAUUGUGACUAGGUCUGAACUCUGUACUCUGUCUUGAUAAACAUCACAUGGAAAAUCUCUUAACUAAAAAAAGGUAUCAAGAAACACCAGAUUUGUGUCUCCCUAGUAGAUAUGUUGAAUUGUACUCUUUUACAAAACAAGUAUCACAGGAUGCAGAGUCCCGAAUGCCUACAUCUUAUAAGAUACUGAAUGUGUCCUUGGAAAAAAAAUCCUCUCAGCCUGAAAUUCCACUUGCCAAAAGCAAGGCAGAUCUCCAAUGCAAAUACAGGAGCGAAUGGGCCCCAUUCACAGGCCUUAAAUCGUGUGUCUCACUUUUUAUGGUAGUGUUGUGAAUUCUAUUCUUUUUGGGUUUGUAAUUAGAGGACAGAACAGAUGGCAAAGGCCUAGUUUGAAGUGAUGUGACCGUUAACGUCGCCUCCUUCAUCCAGUUGUGAUUCCAGGGAACCCGGUUUUCCCACACAUGCGCAGAACGGGCGUGGUGCAGCUGUAGGGUUUGCAAGGUAGCCGCUCACGCUGAGUUUUUACAGCAUUUGAAGCUGUCUGUGAAUGAGAUUGGACCGAAGAAAGCCGUCCCUGGAUGUUUCUAAGGGUGAAGGCUCCAUAGGGGAAGGGUGAAUUCUUGUCAAUCAUAUUCCUGUAAUUAGGAUUUGUUAAAAGGUAUACAAUUCUGCAGUGGGAAUAAACAUCUGUUUUACACUCAAGUGCUCGUAGAAUCCUUUUUGGCUUUUUCCCCGCCCUCUUUCUAUGUACAUGAAAGUUCCUAUCACCGUCACCAAGAGUUGCUCCUCUUUUCAGGCUUACUUAACCAAUAAGUCAAAUGCCAGCUAUUCUUUUCCUAGUUAAAUGCUUUGGUGAAGUUAAGUCCUAUUUGUAAAGACAGACCAAAAUUGGAAGGUGCAGGGAAUGAACUUUUGUAUUUUGUUAUUGUUAUUGUAAAGAUUCGUUGAUGAAUCUUUAUUUGAAUGCUAUGAAAAGCCAUCAUUUCAGAGUAUAUUUUAAAAAAUCAGAACAGGCUAUUUUUAAUAUAAUAAGCCAAUAGCUUAAAAGAGGGAUUCUGUCUUUGAUGUCAUUUGGUGGAUGAAAACAUUCUUGUUCAAUAGAAAACCAGCAUCUUUUUCAUGCUCAUUUGAGAUCAGUUCAGGCAACAUACUGAUAUUCAUUCAGAUAUAAAUGCCAUAUUCACUUUGAAAUGCAAAUUGUGUAAAGAAAAAUAGCAUAUGGUGGAGGUAAGUACCUUUUCAAAUCAACUCUUCCACUUUAGGGAUAUAAGUACAGCUAAAAUUAUUCUUUGGAAAGAAUCUGGCGCUUUUGACACAUGGAAGCUUGCACUAAUCAAGGCAGCACAGUAAGCACACACACAUAUCCAUAUCAAGGAAGUGGCGCAGCGAGGACAUGGAUUAGCAUGGUAAUGCAGUCGCCCCCUGCUAAUCGGGGCGAGUACCAGCUGAUCCGUAGAUGGGGUAUUUGAGGAAACACUCUUUCUGAGUUCAGAAUGGGCCAUGUCGUCAGUCAUGUAUUUCAUGGUAACGCAAAUAAUAUUUGGGGGACAAUGCCGAAAAGGUCCUUUGAUGACUGCCUUCCUGUGGAAGCCAGCAUCCUAUACUGUUUGGGGCUGGGCCACUUUUUAAGGACUUAUUGCUGGUACAACUGUUUCCUUGUACAACCCUGUUCUGUCUCUUACACUUCCUGACCUGACCUCUGCAUUCACAAGCCAUUCCAAUGACAUUUUCUAGGUUUUUGGAUAAGUGUUAUUGGUACAACAUACACAUAAGACGCACAGAAUCAUAAGUCAUAGUCACGUUUACAGGGGCCGCUGCUCACAUCCAGAAGCAGCAGGUAGCCAGCCCUCAUGGACCCCUUCCUGUCACGUGCACCCCCACCCCACCCCACCCCACUCACAAGGGUGACCACCAUCUGAUUUCUCACUCCGUAGAUGGGUUUCGCCUGUCCUUGGACGGGAUCCUAACAGUUGGCACUCUCGCGCUUGUCUCUGGCUCUGUGUUCUGUGUGUGAUGUCACCGCAGUUGCGGCCCAUGUCAGUAGUUCCUUGUUGUCAUUGUGUAGUGUUCCGUUGUGCCGUGAUGUACCUACGGUGAUGGACAGUGCCGUCAUUUCCAGCGUGGGGCUGUUAUGAGCAGUGCUGCUCUGAACGUUCUAGCACCUACUUUUUGGUGGCCAUGUUUAUGUGCAUCUGUGUGAUUUAAAUCUGAAAGAUGUGAAAGGAGAAGAGAAAUCUUAAAAGAGGAGAAAAAAGAAGUGGACCUGAAAUGUUUUAUGAAAGCUUUGCAUCCGGUAAGUCGAUGAGAAGAGUGGUGUAGGUUGUCCUGGGACAACCCGAGCUUAGGAAACCCCCGUGUGUAAUAAGAGCACAUAAGCAAGCCUGUCCAAAGUUUGCCGUGGAGAGUGACAUUUACUGUCCCAGACAGCAGACAGAUGUGCCCCCCUCGCUGGGAGUAGACACGACCCCUGUCGCACCAGUCUGUUCACUCUGUCGACAUCCCUUGCAAGAUACUACCUUAAGUCUAAGGUAGUAUCUUAAGGUAGUAUCUUAAGUAGACUUAAGGUAGUAUCUCCCCUUUCUAUCUAUUCUUUAUCUAGAUGGGCCUAAUUCCAAAGUCUAAAAGCUGCAGUGUCCCCUGGAGCCUCUCCUGUACCUUCCAGCAGCGGUGGGCUCCCUGACCCUCAUACUUUCUGGCUGCUCUUGUGUUACUCUGCCUUGCGUUUGGGCCACAUGUGGAUCUGCUGUAUACCUUCUACUAGACUAGAUUGUAGGUUCCCUAAGACAGGGACUCCUUCCUUCACUGUGCCCAAUGCAGUAGGGGCUCAGUUCCAUGCGGCUGCUCGGCCCGCUAGAAGGUCAAUGUUAGAAUAGGCGGCAGCUUCUGCAUACCGGGUCCUAUCUUCCCCUACUCACGAGUUAGCAGGUUAGCCUGCCCUAGGUUCCUGGGUGAUGAGACUCCUGGAUCAAAAUGAAUGACAGUCUCUUGCAGCAAUAGCAAUAGUGAGAGUAUCAGCAUUGUCAUGCACUGGCUUCCCAAGCCUCAGUUCCCACAGAGUGACACCAGCACACACAGUGACUCAUGUUGUAAGAGGAACCCCAAGCUUAGGAAACCCCAUAUGUUUAAUAAGAGCAUGUAAGCAAGCCUGUCCAAAGUUUGCUGUGGAGAGCGACAUUUACUGUCCCAGACAGCAAACAGAUGUGCCCCCUCUUAAAGUAGACAUUACCCCUGUUGUACCAGUCUGUUUACUCUGUCCACAUCCCCUGCAAAAUAACACAGAGCAGAGAGCACCUGCCCGUGUCCACACCCAGAAGAAGAGAAGAAACUGAGGCCCGUGGAGAGCUGGCUGCCAGCAACAGUGGGGUGGAAUGUGCUGGUAGCAGCAGGGAGAGUGGAAGUCAGGGAAGGAUGGAAGGGAAGGGAAGAAUGGAGAGUACUCACCCCCAAAGAGGCCACGUCCUUGUACUUAUCCCCGAGUACAAGUGUACCCUCGGCUUCCGGGGUAGAAGCUUCCUUUAAGACCCUUGUAUUUGCGCAUGACUUGAGGUUGGUGAAUUAGGACCACUUGUUAGACUUACCUCGUCUACUCCAGGAAGGAGGGCAUUCUAAUCUGGCUUUUACAAUCUCUUCCUUCUAGGGAAAUACAGACAUGCCUGCAAAGAACAUUUCCAACGAUGGUGCGCAGAGUUCUCCCACAUCUAAACGACCCCAGCUUCAUAUCUUGCUCCUUAGACACGGGAAUGAAAUUCUGUAGCAAAACAGCUGUGCGUUGAGGUGGUCACUGAUGGAGACAAUCAGGAGGCUCUCUUUCCUGGGCAUUACUGGGGCUGAGGGUUGGGGCGUGGCUUCCUGCAGACCCCACGCGCCUUGCAAUCCUCGUGGCAUUUCUGAAUGUAGCUCUAUUUCUAGUAGCCUUCCUGAACUGGCAACUUUAAUGCCUGGGUAGCAAGCACUUGGGCGUUUCCUUAAACUCACCGUCUUAGCUAUCAGGUCUAGGUGUGAAAAUGUGAUUUAACUAAUCAACACGGUAGCAGCAGAGCUGGUAUCUUUGUUGACUGUUGGCGGCCACGUGGGUUUAGGUCCCCUGCCCUUCAGCCUGGUUGCUGGGUUUGAGGCCUCCACCUCAGCAGGACUGCUUCGAGCUGACCUGGACUGUGUUUAGAACAGUGUUUGGUGCACUUGUAUCCUAGCUGGUCUUGAUGUCAGGAUCCUUACCCCUCAAGAAAUCAGAAAAGUUAUCCAGCUUCUUUCACAAAUGAGAACUUCAGACCUUCAGCCUUAAUUAAUAACUCAUUAACGUGAAAUGAAUUCCAGUGAGUGAAAACAGUUGCCCUCGAGUACUUUGAGUGAGAAUACAGUGAUUUUAAACAGAGGCUUUUUUUAUGCUUAAAGGUAUUUCCAAAAGUGUUCAAAACUCCUGUGUGGUAACACAUAGGGCAGGUAUUGCUUGAUGCUUACAUAACAAAACUGGAUGCCAGGACAGCAUUAAUAGGUCAAUUAGUUAAUGACAUUCAAGAACAGAAAUGAGAUUACAUAUUAGACUCUGUAUGCAUAUCUGUAUCAAAAAAUGCAUGAGAGAGUAUGACACUAUAAUUGGAUAUGGAAUGUGCAUGAUUAUUAAAAAGAUUCACUCCACAUUUGGGGGUGGUUCGUUUCUUUGACGGGUGGAUUUACUGAAAGUAAGUGGAAAUGCCUCAAAGUGUGGCCACUGGCCUGGGACUGCUGACACGUGACACGAGAUGCUCCAUGGGCCUGGUAACCCAGCAUGGCAGCUUCCACAGUGUCGUGGCUCAGGCCGUGGACCACUGGUUUGCCUCAGAGUUUAAGCAGAUGUCUUCAUGCAUUUACGUUGAAAGGCAGGUACUGUGUUUGGAUCCCAGAAACAAUA